Molecule: messenger RNA, 1676 nt
Organism: Rubroshorea leprosula
Lineage: Eukaryota; Viridiplantae; Streptophyta; Magnoliopsida; Malvales; Dipterocarpaceae
Source: the annotation of a GenBank genome assembly
GAUUGGUUGUUGUUUUCCUGGAGUCAACUGUGUAAUUGGACUUGGUAACUGGAAAAGUUGCCCUUCAAAAAGAGCAACUCAAAAAGUUGGUUCAAAUGCUCCCAGAUGUGGUUAGGGAAAGGCAAAAAUAUGACAUAAGGACCCGAACUUACACCAAAUUUGCAAUUUUGGACCCGAACUUUAAUUGUGCUCAAUGAAGGUUCCGAACUCCACAAAAUUCUCAAGUAAGAUCCCAAUUGGACGGAAAACUAAUUUCUUUCAAAUCCCUUAAAAACACCGUUGACGCCGUUAAAGCUCCACCGAACUGAAACGCAGCUGGACAAAAUUCUGAUGACAUGUCAAUUAUUUUGCCAUGUGGAUGCCAUGUGGACAUAAAUUCUUAAACCCCACAAAUAAUUGGAACCACUGGUGGGCUUUUGGUCUUUUUGACCAAGGUUUCCCAUGAAUUAGGGAUAAACUCCCUAAUUUUCACCUGCUGCUUCAUUCUUUGUUCUUGAAAUCGAAAUCAGAUCUGGAAAAUUUCUCAUCUGGAAAAUUUAUGAUCUGGAAAAUUUUACCUCCUUGCAAUCUCCUACCAAUCUUCUGUAGAGUCGAAGAGAUUGAAGAUGGAGAUGGAGAUGGUUCGGCAGUGGGUGGAGUAGUCGUUAUUUCUGACGGAGGCGGUGCAAAAGCUGGCAAUUUGAUUUGACUGCAUGAGACGGAGGCGGUGACUUCUUUGGAGAAUGAAACGGUGAUGGUGUGGGUGAUUGCGCAGUGGCAGAGGUGAAGAGCAGUUCUAUGACCAAGAUCAAGAAAAAGUGCAAGGAAGCCAUUACGCGAAGAGUUUGAGAGCCUAUCGAUCUUGAAAUCCUUUCCCAUUUUUGUCUUGAAAUAUUUGUUUGAAAUAGGGGAGGAGAAGGCCAAGGCAGAGGUGAAGGCAAAGCUUAAUGGCCGAAGCAGGGGCGUAGGUGGAGGUGCAGGUGAUUGGCCUGAAACCAAGAUGAAGUCCACGGCUUCAUGUUAGCACGAGUGAGUUAAUCCCAGGAAGAAGGUACUACAAAUGCCCAUUUUGGCAGGUUAGUAAAGGGUAUUUGGUAAUUGUUCUUGAAAUUAAUUAUCACAUUUCAAGUUUAUUUGCUUUUGAAUCUUAUUUUUAGUACUGCAGCCAGGUGGUGGUGGAGCAAGAGCUUGCAUUUUUUUUUGAAUGGGUUGAUGUUGAAUUAUCGAGUUGGUACAAAGAUAUAUUUAACAGGCUUAAAAAUGAAAAAUUGGCUUUGGAGAAUGAGAACAAGAUGUUAAGAGCAGAAUUGGUUAGUGCAGAGAGUAGUGGAGGUGUUGAAAUGGAAGCAAUGGUGUCUAAAAGAGAAAAGGACGAAAAGUGUAUUUGUGGAAUGGACAGCAAAGAAGGAAUGCCAGAAAAAAUAGAAGAGAAUGGAAGGCUAGAUUCAUUCAAUUUGAAUUUUUAUAGGACUGCUUUUUUUUGUUGUGUUGUUUUCAUUGCUUGUCUGGUUUUGUUGAAGUGAGGUGCGAUAAUAGCCAAUUUAUGUGGUCUGUUUUGCUCAGUAAGAUGCCCAAAUGGCCAUUUUGUGUAGUGCAAUAGGAAGUGGUCAUUUUGCUUCUGUUUUGUCAAUGUAAGAUGACCAAAUGGCCAUCCCACCUGUAAUCACAGUUUCUGGAAAUAUACAUCUGACUUCUUA